Micropterus dolomieu (smallmouth bass) is the source of this 1138-nucleotide messenger RNA. RefSeq names its product galectin-4-like. The record is from RefSeq and is a predicted model, not a curated record. NCBI's taxonomy places the organism in Eukaryota, Metazoa, Chordata, Actinopteri, Centrarchiformes, Centrarchidae. The transcript is spliced from 13 exons. Gene Ontology annotation, molecular function: carbohydrate binding. Bases 1 to 1065 code for a protein of 354 amino acids.
AUGUUUGUUGCACCUCCAGGCUAUCAACCAAUCUACAGCCCUAGAAUUCCCUAUCUGGGGCCCAUUUAUGGAGGCCUGAGGGAAGGGUCGUCCAUAUACAUCCAAGGGUCUGUUCCUCAAAACAUUACCAGGUUCUUUGUCAACUUGCUCUGUGGAGAGUCUGAGUCCAGCGACAUCGCCAUCCACAUCAACCCUCGAUUUGACGGCCGGGACAAGGUGGUCUUCAACUCUUGUCAGAAUGGAUCCUGGGGUUCUGAGCAGAAGAUUCGUGAAAUGCCCUUCUCCAAAGGCCAGGCCUUUGAAAUGGUCAUCAUGGCCAAUUCACAAGGCUACCAGAUCAAAGUCAAUGGGAAUACCUUACAUACCUUUGAACACCGUGUACCUAUGGAGAGAGUUUGUGGAAUGCAGAUCGGAGGAGAUGUUUCCAUCCAGACGAUUAAUGUCAUAGGGGGUGCUCGAGGUGGCAUGAAUAGGUUUCCUGGAGGAAUGGGAGGAGGAUAUCCAGGAGGUGGCAUGGGGGGAGGAUACCCAGGUGGCAUGGGAGGAGGAAUGGGAGGGGGCAUGGGUGGAGGAAUGGGAGGAGGAUAUCCAGGAGGUGGCAUGGGGGGAGGAUUCCCAGGAUCAAACCUGCCGGGCAUGGGUGGACAGCCAGUCUACAACCCUGCUGUGCCCUACUCCAACAUGAUCCCAGGUGGGAUGUUCCCUAAGAGGACCAUCAUCAUCAGAGGCAUGGUGCCCUUUGGAGCAAACAAAUUGAGCAUCAACUUCAAAGUGAGCAGAUCUCGGGACAUCGCCUUCCACAUGAACCCCAGGGUGAGGGAGGGGAUUGUGGUGAGAAACAGCAUGCUUGGAGGUAACUGGGGCCAGGAAGAAAGAGAGCUCAGCAUGAACCCCUUCAUGGAGGGACAGUACUUUGAUAUGUCGAUUCGCUGUGGGGACCAGAGGUUUAAGGUGUUUGUGAAUGGGCAGCACUUGUUUGACUUCGUCCACCGCCUGCAGUCCUUCCAUGAGAUUGACAUGCUGGACAUAGAAGGCGAUGUGCAGAUCUCUUACAUCCACUUCUGAGACCACACACACCUAUAGGAACUAUAAAUUCUGUACAUUAUUCAACUAUUUCAUGUGUUUUUAGUUGUUAAGU